Phalacrocorax carbo (great cormorant) is the source of this 2528-nucleotide messenger RNA. NCBI's taxonomy places the organism in Eukaryota, Metazoa, Chordata, Aves, Suliformes, Phalacrocoracidae. The record is from RefSeq and is a predicted model, not a curated record.
CCCGGCGGCAGUGACGGCAGGCGUGGUUCUGGACGAGUCUGCUCAAUCUGAGGUGUGAAUGGUAUGAAAAUACAGGACGAGUGGCAGCAGGGGGUGAUUCCCAAGUCUGACAGUGCCAGGUAGUAGCUGGAGUGCCAGUCCGGGUCUGCUGUGUCUCCAGAGCUGCUCUGAGUGAUGUGACCUCAGCCCAAGCGCUGCCUUGCAGGUUUCAGAGCCCACUGUCCCUGGCCUCCUGCCACCGUCUCUGACUUGACGUCUUUCCGAGCUGCGUGACUUGCCUGACUUCAGUUUCCCUUUCCUCCGCUAGUGCUGGUGGCAUGUGAGUGCCUCUUCUGCCAAGAAGCCAACUUGCUGUUUGAAGAGCUUUCCAGGGACACAGGCUUCAUUUGUGUCUGUAACGACCCUUCAGUGCUCAGGGAUGGACUCCACCUUGUCCCUGUGAAGAGACUCUGCAUGCUCUCAGCAGCCAGACGGGGAUUCUGCUGCCAGCUUCUUCACAAGCUGCCCCCCAGCAGGACUUGCUCAGCAGCGCCUCGGGAGGAUAUCCGUUCAGGCAGUUGUGUCACUGCGGUGCCCACUUCACGCCCAUGGAGCAACCUGUGUGCGUGUUCCGUCUUCUUUGAGCUCCUCAGCCCACACUCCCUGGACUCACCUGGGCUCCUGGCUGACUGUUUGCUUGUUUUCCCAGCUGCUCUCCCUGAUCCUGUUGCGUUCCCUCUCUCACAGAGCCCAAAAAGGAUGUGAACUUUGGAAUGGGGUCUGUGGGCAGGCUGUGGACUCAGUGCAUGUGUGAGGCUGUUGCUGAAUAACAGGAGGACUGGUUAAUUGCUGCGGGCAGCCUUUCUGUCUGGCUGCAGGGCACCAGCCUUGCCCGGGCCCUUCACCAUGUUCCUCCUGCUCCCCUUUGACAGCCUGGUUGUUAAUCUCUUGGGGAUUUCCAUAACUGUCCUCUUCACUCUGCUUCUGGUUUUCAUCAUUGUGCCAGCAAUUUUUGGAGUCUCCUUCGGCAUCCGCAAGGUUUACAUGAAAACAUUAUUAAAGAUUUUUCAGUGGGCGACACUGAGGAUAGAGCGCGGUGCCAAGGAGAAGAACCAUCCAUUAUACAAGCCCUAUGUCAAUGGUAUCAUUGCAAAGGAGCCAACAUCACUGGAAGAGGAGAUCAAGGAGAUCCGCCGGAGUGGCAGUGGCAAAGCCCUGGACGCGCCCGAGUUUGAGCUCUCAGAUAUCUUCUAUUUCUGCCGCAAAGGCAUUGAGACCAUCAUGGACGACGAAGUGACCAAGAGAUUCUCAGCUGAAGAGCUGGAGUCCUGGAACCUACUCAGCAGAACCAACUACAACUUCCAGUAUAUCAGCCUGCGCCUCACUGUACUCUGGGGACUGGGUGUGCUCAUCCGCUACUGCUUCCUUCUGCCCCUCAGGAUAGCCCUGGCGUUUACUGGCAUCAGCUUGUUGGUGACUGGUACUACAGUGGUGGGAUAUUUGCCAAAUGGAAGGUGUAAGGAGUUCCUGAGCAAGCAUGUCCACCUGAUGUGUUACCGGAUCUGCGUGCGUGCCCUCACGGCCAUCAUCACCUACCAUGACCGGGAAAACAGACCCCGAAAUGGAGGCAUCUGUGUGGCCAAUCACACGUCUCCCAUCGAUGUGAUCAUCCUGGCCAGUGACGGCUACUACGCGAUGGUGGGUCAGAUUCACGGAGGGCUCAUGGGUGUGAUACAGAGAGCCAUGGUGAAGGCUUGUCCCCACGUCUGGUUUGAACGCUCUGAGGUCAAAGAUCGUCACCUCGUCGCCAAAAGGCUCACGGAGCACGUCCAGGACAAGAGCAAACUGCCUAUUCUUAUCUUUCCGGAAGGAACCUGCAUCAACAACACGUCUGUGAUGAUGUUCAAAAAGGGGAGCUUUGAAACCGGAGCCACAGUUUAUCCCGUAGCCAUCAAGUAUGACCCGCAGUUUGGAGAUGCCUUUUUUAACAGCAGCAAGUAUGGCAUGGUAACCUACCUCCUUAGGAUGAUGACCAGCUGGGCCAUUGUCUGCAGUGUCUGGUAUUUGCCCCCAAUGACCAGGCAGCCUGAAGAAGACGCUGUCCAGUUUGCCAAUCGAGUGAAGUCAGCCAUUGCCAGGCAGGGGGGCCUUGUGGAUCUGCUCUGGGAUGGAGGACUGAAGAGGGAGAAGGUGAAAGACACAUUCAAGGAGGAGCAACAGAAACUCUACAGCAAAAUGAUUGUAGGCAACCAUGAAGACCGGAGCCGCUCCUGAGCCCUCUGCCUCCAGCACUGUUACUGGGCCUGGCCAGAGCCCUCUGCCUCCAGCACGAGCCAGGGCUUGUCUGAAGGAGCCUCAAAUCUUUGGACUUGGGCUACUCCAGAGCUGCUUGGACUUGCUCUUUCAUCCUCUGGCUGUUCUUUCCUGGAGGCACUGUUACUGCCUAGCAUCUUUAGGUCCUGGGCAGCUCUUGGCACAGAUGCCUUCUUGUUACUGUUACAGUGAAGCCCCUUGCAGGGGCAAUAUUAAAUGAAACACUUACGGCGUCA